Molecule: messenger RNA, 939 nt
Organism: Pteronotus mesoamericanus
Lineage: Eukaryota; Metazoa; Chordata; Mammalia; Chiroptera; Mormoopidae
Product: olfactory receptor 5AS1
Exons: 1
Coding region: 1-939 (312 amino acids)
Biological process (GO): sensory perception of smell; G protein-coupled receptor signaling pathway
Cellular component (GO): membrane
Molecular function (GO): olfactory receptor activity; G protein-coupled receptor activity; odorant binding
Source: RefSeq, a predicted model, not a curated record
AUGUUAGAAAGUAAUUAUACCAUGCCAACGGAGUUCCUGCUUGUUGGAUUCACAGAUUAUCUACCUCUCAAAGGGACUUUAUUCUUGGUAUUUCUCAUAAUAUACGCACUAACUGUGGUGGGAAAUGUGGGCUUAAUAAUUCUAGUUAACGUCACUUCAAGCCUGAAAACGCCCAUGUAUUAUUUUCUCAGCAACUUGUCCUAUUUAGACGUCAGCUACUCUACAACAAUCACUCCUCAGAUGCUGGUGAAUUUCUUAAGGUCCAGGAGAAGCAUCUCCCCCUCUGCCUGUGCACUGCAGAUGUUUUUCUUUGCUUGUUUCGCUGACGCUGAGUGCCUCAUCCUGGCAGCAAUGGCGUACGACCGCUAUGCAGCCAUCUGUAAGCCGCUGCUCUACCCCGCACUAAUGUCUAGGAGAGUCUGCAUCUGCUUCAUGGUACUGGCGUAUUUCAGUGGAGGUGUGACUUCGGUGAUCCACGUCUGCUUUGCAUUCACGCUGCCGUUUUGUGGCUCCAAUGUUGUCAACCAUUUUUUCUGUGACAUCCCACCUCUCCUGGCUUUAUCGUGUGCAGACACCCAUAUCAAUGAGCUUUUGCUCUUUGUCUUGUGUGGCUUCAUCCAGUCCAGUACUUUCUUGGUCAUAUGUAUCUCUUACUUUAGUAUCCUCGCCACUGUGUUGAGCAUCAAGUCCUCUGGCGGCAGAAGCAGAACAUUUUCCACCUGCGCUUCCCAUCUCACGGCGGUCACCUUAUUCUACGGGUCACUCCUGUUUAUGUACUUACGUCCCACCACCAGCUAUUCCCUCAACACCGAUAAGAUAGUGGCAGUGUUUUAUACUGUUGUGUUUCCCAUGUGUAACCCAAUAAUCUACAGCUUCAGAAACAAGGAUGUAAAAAAUGCCUUCAAAAAACUGUUAGCAAGAAACUGGAUUUUCAGAUAA